AUGAAUAAGUAUACAUAAGGCGAGAGGGAAGUUAAAUAUUCAAACGCAGUUCUUUAAGAAAAAUCAGUUUUGAAACUUUGCUGUAUAUAAACUUAAAUAUUGUAAGAGAUACAACAUCAGUUAAGAAUUUUAAACAUGGCAACAACUGUUCAUUAUUAUAAUACUAAAAGUUCGGGCGACGUUAAACCUACUAUAAAACUUGACGAGGUUGAUGCAAAUGAAGGACACUAUGAAGUUAUUACAAGAGAUGGUGAUAUGGAAGAAACUUAUCAAAAAUUGGAAACAGACAGAAAAGUAAACAGUGAUAAAAUAGGAAUGUCGAAGGAGAAACUAGAUAAAACAAAACUUGUAAUAGUUUUGCUAUGUUGUGUUGUGUCCGGUUUAGUAGUGGCAGUCGUGUCAUUGAAUGUCGUUAUAUUUUCUAUACUUGUAACAAAUGGCGAUUGGACGAGUUGGGGAGACUGGGGAGCAUGCAGUGUAACUUGCGGAAUUGGCAUAACUACCCGAAUACGGACAUGUUCAAACCCAAGACCAUCGACAAUGGGACAAUAUUGCGAGGGCAACUCGGAACAAGUGCAAAUAUGUAAUGAUAAUGCUUGUUCAGGUAUAGGUCAAUGGUCUGAAUGGGAAAAAUGGAGUGAAUGUAGCACGACCUGCCAAGGAGCACUUCGUACUCGUUUGAGGAAAUGUACAGUCCCUGUUUUCACCUUAGAUGAAAGAGCAUGCAAUGGCAGUUCAUCACAAAUAGAGAUAUGUAACGUAGAUCCGUGCAUCCGUAACAGUAAUGGGUUUUCUGUACAUGGACCUAAUACAACCUCAACAGGACAUCCACUGACAUUCGAGACAGAACUGUAUAAUGACAGCGAUCUUUUUAACAUGACCACUGGCAUAUUUGUCUGCAAGCAAGAGGGACUCUACUUUUUCAUAUCUACGACGUUAAGGAAUGCUGGAAAUAGCCGAAAAACGGGUUGCUCGUUUUAUAAAAAUGACGUCAAAACCGAAUACUUUUUUAGUUUUGCUGCUACCAAUGAUACAAGAGACUUUCCUUCCGAUACAAGAUCAAUUUUGUAUAAUCUCAAACAAGGCGAUUAUGUUUAUCUUGGUUCAUGCUUUGGUGUAUCAAAUAUGGCCUUUCUUACAAGUUUCACAGGCUUUCUUGUUAGUUCCGUUUAUUGACGUUUUAAAACAACACGUUUUGCUGUUGAACUAAUUAAACUGUCUGGAAAUGACCGUCAUUAUAAUGAUCUUACGUGCCUACAUUGUUUGUUUGUUUGUUUUGGGUUGAACGCCGUUUUUUGAACUUUCCCACAUGAAUCAGAGGUAGAGGACUAAUGAUUUCAGACACAAUGUCGUUUAUCAAACAGUCACGGAGAACAUACGGCCCGCCCGAGGAUCGAACUCACGACUCCGCGAUCCGUAGACCAACGCUCUACCUACUGAGCUAAGCGGGCCGGGUUUUCCCUAGCCGAGGGACAAUAUAUAAAGAAAAAAAAACGUCGGCAAGAUUUCUUUACUAUUCUAGGAGUUUAGUUGGGAAAGCAGUCGUUAUUUUCAUUUAUUGUCGCCAUGAGAUGAUAAGGGUGUUUCCUCGCAUUUCCUCGCUUUAUCUAUAUAGUUUAUGAUGUCACAAUAGUGCUGGUACUAUGCGACGUAGCUUUAGUGCAAGGUUUUUACCUAGGAAGUCAAGAAUUUGUUUGCGCUUGAUCUGACAAAUGUAUAGAUUCAACAGCAGCUGGGCAAGAAAAAUGAAUUUAUGCUUUAAUGGUCUGUCUUCAAAAGGAAUUUUGUUUCGUAGGUAGAUUUAAAAAGUGAUAUUUUAAAUGUUUCUAACAUGCCAUUGACAUAUAUUUUUGUUUCAGUACAUUGCUAACCUAAGUUUCAUUAUAUAUAUAUAUAUAUAUAUUGCUCGAGCAUUCAGCGCAUAAUAAAAUUGAAACUUGUAGUUGAAAAUUACAACUGUCAGUAAAUUACUUUGAUAUAAAUACUAAUGUGUGCUUUUAGCCGAUUGAAACAAUAUUUCUUAUGGUAACCUGUAUCAUAGUAUCCAUUAUAACUUAACUGUUUUUUCUCUGUUUGUUCGACACUUUGAUAUUUUGCUUUAUAAUAGUUUCUAUUUUAACUUAACCUUUAUAUUAUCUUUUCGUUGUCCUGUAUCAUAGUAUCAAUUUAACUUUACUUUUUCAUUACUAGUUAGCUCGGCGCGAACGACAAGAAGAAGAAGAAGAAAGCUCGGCAUGUUUGUAGUCCUGUAUCAUAGCAUCGAUUUAAUUUAAAGCUUACCUUUUUAUCACUUGUUAUUUUGCCAUAUUUGUAAUUCCGUCAUUUUUCGUAGUCCUGUAUCAUGGUACCCAUUUUAACUUUACCUUAUUAUUACCGCUUAGUUCGUCAUUUUUCGUAGUCCUGUAUCAUGGUACCCAUUUUAACUUUACCUUUUAUUAUUACCGCUUAGUUCGUCAUUUUUCGUAGUCCUGUAUCAUGGUACCCAUUUUAACUUUACCUUAUUAUUACCGCUUAGUUUGUCAUUUUUCCUAGUCCUGUAUCAUGGUACCCAUUUUAACUUAUGAUGGCUUAGUUCGUUAUGUUUCGUAGUCCUGUAUCAUGGUAUCCAUUUGAACUUUACCUUUUAUUAUUACCGCUUAGUUCGUUAUGUUUCGUAGUCCUGUAUCAUGGUACCCAUUUUAACUUUACCAUAUAUUACCGCUUAGUUCGUUUGUCAUUUUUCCUAGUCCUGUAUCAUGGUACCCAAUUUAACUUAUGAUGGCUUAGUUCGUUAUGUUUCGUAGUCCUGUAUCAUGGUACCCAUUUGAACUUUACCUUUUAUUAUUACCGCUUAGUUCGUUAUGUUUCGUAGUCCUGUAUCAUGGUACCCAUUUUAACGUUACCAUAUAUUACCGCUUAGUUCGUCACUUUUCGUAGUCCUGUAUCAUGGUACCCAUUUUAACUUUACCUUUUAUUACCGCUUAGUUCGUCAUUUUUCGUAGUCCUGUAUCAUGGUACCUUUUUAACUUUACCUUUUAUUAUUACCGCUUAGUUCCUCAUUUUUCGUAGUCCUGUAUUAUGGUACCCAUUUUAACUUUACCUUUUAUUAUGACCGCUAAGUUUGUCAUUUUUCCUAGUCCUAUAUCAUGGUACCUUUUUAACUUUACCUUUUAUAAUUACCGCUUAGUUCGUAAAUUUUCGUAGUCCUGUAUCAUGGUAUCCUUUUUAACUUUACCUUUUAUUAUUUCCGCUUACUUCGUUAUGUUUCGUAGUCCUGUAUCAUGGUAUACAUAUUAGCCGAAAUCUGACAAAAAUUAUCUUCUUUGCAAGUUCGUUUGAUAGUGCUGAAGGAAAAAUAUGACAGUUUUUGAUAAUGUCAGGAAUUUGAAACUGAAAUAUUUGCUUUGGUAUCGAAUUCUCUUAUUGUCCGUUUGUCGAUUGUUUUAUAUAAUAAAUAUUGAAUUUUAUUUUCAUUUUGUCUACCAUUUGGCAUUUAACCCAAAGUAAUUUUGCUGAUUCAGAGUCCCUUUUAUAUUUCUUUCUUACUAUAGUAAAUAAAGUCAUGUUGAUUUUCAGAGAUCAUACUAAAGCAAAAACUAUAAUGGUAUGUUUUUCACAAUGAUUAGACUUGUUAUUGUUCCAAAUUAAGAAAAUAGACAUUUAUUGUUUUGUUAAAUCUUUGUUCAAUUUCAUGUAUUAACAUUGUAGCGUCAAACGCAAACGUUGUAUCUUUAAAAGUUGUUUUUCAUCCUAACUUCUGUAAAAUACUGAUAUUUGUAUGAUUUAGUUUGGGUGUUACAAAAAUUUGACACCAAAAUCGAAAGUGAGAUGUAUACUUUGCAACUUUUCUAACACUGGUUUUUGUUAUUACAUUUUUAUCACCGUCAAAUACUGACAUAUUUGAGCAAACAUUAGAAAGAACAUUGAACGAUCAGUAACCGUUAACCCUGAACGUAAAGACAGUCACAUAAUAAGUGCAUCUGGGUGCUGAGCGGUGUAAAAAGUUUCCCUUUCAAAAUUCCAGUUUGUUUAGUUCUACCCAUUGUUUUCUCGUUUAGGACAAACCCAUUCUUUUAUCUGGGGAUCAUACGCCACUUUAAAUGGAAUUACAUGCUAGUGUAUCAUUGAAGGUUCCAUGUGCAUCGCCAUAUGAACACAUCUGCGGAUGUCUCUAAAUUGUUUUUUAAUUUUUUAAUUUUAGCAUGUGCAAAUGUUGAGUUCUGCUCAAGCCGGGGCUAGAGGGCGUGGACGGUAGCAUGCAUUUCCACUACCGUGCAUGAACAGGCUCAAUCAAACCGAGCCUGCAAAAUUUUCGUUUUUGUCGUGUUGAGAGACCUGUGGAGUUUCCACUUUUUCUAUUCUAUCUGAAACGUUAGACAUUUUUGCGGCCAAUUUGACAAAAAUGUUACAAUAAGUAAUAGCAUCCUUCAAAUACAAGUAUUUCAGGUGUACUCCGAUGCUCAUACUCGCUUUUACUUGAUUUUUGUUUUCAAGAUGGUUUUAUUUUCUUAAAACUGUGUGUUUAUCAAAUACUAUACAUUAAUGAAUUUUGAGUAAAUCAUGGUAAAUAAAGAUAAUAUUAAAAACAUGUGGCGUAUUGUAGAUAUGUUAAAUGAGAAGAAUUGGGAAAAAGGUGGGUAUAAAAGGCAGCAAGUGGUGUUGGCGAAAAGGAUGCGUAAAAAUGGCGGGAAAUAGAAGUUACGAAGAUGUUACAUGGAUGUUACUUAUUUUAAAUGUGUCUAACAGGAAAAGCACUAUUAUAAAGAGAUGACAUGUGGAAUAAGUAUCUUGUGUAUAUACUUAUUGCUUACUGGAAUGCUUAUCGGAUGUUACGUAAUGCUACAUUAUGUUACCUGGUAUUUUUCGAUCUCUUCAGAUCGUUUAGCACGACAUUUAUGCUGUGUAAGUGUACUAUUUAAUUUUCAAGCCUGACCAUUCCGCACCGUUCGGUUCCAUUACUCCCGCUUUAAAAGCGUUUGGUAUUGUUUAAUCACACCUUGAAUAUGAUGCCUGCUUUUCAACUUUGUUACGCCAUAACCACAGAUCCCCUCUCUACAAUCAAGUUUCUUUAGCUC
Molecule: messenger RNA, 5054 nt
Organism: Mercenaria mercenaria
Lineage: Eukaryota; Metazoa; Mollusca; Bivalvia; Venerida; Veneridae
Exons: 4
Coding region: 136-1176 (346 amino acids)
Molecular function (GO): protein binding
Source: RefSeq, a predicted model, not a curated record